Hippocampus zosterae (dwarf seahorse) is the source of this 3722-nucleotide messenger RNA. Its product is annotated as endophilin-A2-like. Gene Ontology annotation, molecular function: protein binding. NCBI's taxonomy places the organism in Eukaryota, Metazoa, Chordata, Actinopteri, Syngnathiformes, Syngnathidae. Gene Ontology annotation, biological process: synaptic vesicle uncoating. The record is from RefSeq and is a predicted model, not a curated record. The transcript has 9 exons. Bases 264 to 1355 code for a protein of 363 amino acids. Gene Ontology annotation, cellular component: cytoplasm; glutamatergic synapse; presynapse.
GAUUGAAAGCCGAACCUGAGAAGACGUCAGCAGUUGACCCACUUCGACGGUCCCGGAGCCUCCCACAACAAGCUGGAGGCAGGAAGCUGUGGUCGCCAAGGAGCUGAAGUUUCAAAUUCCACAUCUGCCGUGCAAAAUUUGAAGACGUGGUGCUCGCUUCCUCGCUCCUUGCUGUUGAGAGCUUUCACCACAGCUGCGUUUGUCCCGCAAUUAAGUUUUUCUCUCCUUGGUGAAGUCCAAGUGGACGAAAGAGACAGUUCACGAUGUCCGUCGCUGGGAUUAGGAAGCAAUUUUACAAAGCCAGCCAGCUGGUGAGCGAGAAGGUUGGCGGUGCAGAGGGAACCAAGCUGGAUGAAGACUUCAAGGACCUUGAAAGGAGAGCAGAUGUUACCAGCAAAGCGGUGGUUGAAGUCAUCAACAAAACAACCGAGUACCUCCAGCCUAACCCGGCCUACAGAGCUAAACUGUCCAUGCUCAAUACCGUGUCCAAAUUCCGUGGGCAGCUGAACAGUCCUGGAUACCCGCAGUCCGAAGGCCUGCUCGGAGAGUGCAUGUUGAAAUACGGAGCAGACAUGGGCCAGCACAACAAUUUUGGUGGCGCUCUCGUGGCUAUUGGAGAAUCGAUGAAUAAAUUGUCCGCCAUCAAGGACAGUCUGGACAUUGACGUGAAACAGAAUUUUAUUGACCCGCUGCAAGGAGUCGUUGAGAAGGACAUCAAAGAUAUUCAGCACCAUCUGAAGAAGAUGGAGGGCCGCCGCCUGGACUACGACUAUAAAAAGAAGCGUCUGGGUAAAAUUCCAGAUGAGGAGAUCAGGCAGUCCUUGGAGAAGUUCCACGAGUCCAAAGACAUGGCUGAGAGUUCCAUGUACAACCUGCUGGAGACUGAUGUGGAGCAGGUGAGCCAGCUGGCAUCCCUUGUGGAAUCCUUGCUGCAGUACCACAGAAAUUCCACCGAGAUUCUGGAGGAACUUUCUGGCGAAAUCGCAAGAAGGGUUGAAGAAAGUCGGUCCCAACCAAGGCGAGAGUACAGACCCAAACCCAGACAACCGAGCUUUGACUAUGGAGAGACUGAGCAGUCCAACGGAGGUUACACACCAACCGCCACAAGCCCUCCGGCUUACUCUUCAGGCCCGUCCGUCCCGAGACCUUCCAUCAAGAACCGAGCGCCCGAGCCAUGCUGCAAAGCUCUGUACGACUUUGACCCCGAGAACGAGAACGAGCUGGGCUUCCGCGAGGGGGACACCAUCACCUUGGUCAGUUACAUUGACGAGAACUGGUUUGAGGGAAAGCUGCGUGGCAAGACGGGAUACUUCCCCAACAACUACGUCGAAGUCAUCGUUCCACUGUCGCACUGAACGCGACGCGGCCGGAAUGGAACGGGCGACGCGAGGAGGAGGAGGAGGAGGAGGAGGAGCAGGAGCAUGCACUCCGAGCAACAUAUUUGUGAGAAAACCAAACAUCUCAUGAUGAGGGCCUAUUUUGCAGAAGCAUGGUUGAAAUUUUCUGAAGGUUUUCAAACAAGUUUUGGUGCGCCCAAGUAUUGGACCCACAAUGCACCUGUGCACUUUUUGCACUUUUUUUUUUUAAAUUUUGUUUUCAACUCCAUUCUCACUUGAAAGAAAAUUUCCGGGAAGCUUCCACAAUCCUUAACAAGUUUUCACGACAUGAUUAGAGGCCCCUUGAAUGGACCUUGCUGGAGUCGUCAUGGAGGUCGGUCCGAUCGGAUACUGCCAUCUAGUGUUGGUCAUGCUCUUGGGUUUGGACUAUUUUUCAUUGUAAAGUGGAACUAACUCGUGGUAUCCCAAAAUCUAUGAUUGAGGCAAGGCAUGAUUGGCAUGAUUGCUGAAACAGAUUCCCCUUCCGAAGAAUUUAGCCCUCCCCUAAAAAAAAUGGUUUUCUCGCAAAAAGCAAUAUAUAGAAUCCUUUUCAUCCACUGUAUCACUGGCCUAGAUUGAAAAAAUAGAUACUGUAUAUUUGUACUAUUUUUUUUAAUCUAAGGUUUAAAAAAUCUGACUAAUUAAGAAGUUUUGGACACUUUCCUAUGUGGGAAUGGUUGGAUUUAACGAAAGAUGGUUUGAGUGAAGAAUCAGGUCUGGGCUGUAUAAUCCAGGCAGAUUUCACAUUGAAUGGAAAAAAACAAAUCGGGCAAAUCACGCAUUUUAAAUCUGACAAUUGUAAGGUUGAUCACAGCUCUUGCGUUGUUUGUGUGCACUCCCGUUUCUGCUUUCCCUCCCAACAGGUUCCGCUCGACACUAUAAAAGGAAGUGCAAUAAUGCUGCAAAAUUCUCGUAAACGUUUUAAAAGCAAGGAAGAGGUUUGCCCCCCCCUCAAGCCCCCUCCUCUAUUUGGUGUAAUGCAUACCAACCAUGGCCAGUAUUUGAGAUGGACGGUGUGAGUGUCAUACCAAAGCCACAAACAUCCGGCUCCUGAAUUUUGUCGGGCUCAAUUGAUGCUGCUGGCAGUGUCGCUUCCAACUUGGUUUCAGUGAAUCAUCUGCCCGUGCUUUGUUUUUGUCAAGAUCCUGGACAAGCUACACGAGAGCCUUCUCGUAUUUUCACCUUUAAUUAGAAGCACGAAAAUUAACAUGAUGUGUCAAACGCUGCAACGGACACGACUGAUAAUCCGUUUCCCAUCUCUGCCCCUCCCCCAUCCCAUAUUGAGUUAAUUCAUUUAAGAAAGUCCGGGACACAAUCGCUUUCAAUCACAAGAAGGCUGUGAACUGUGAAGCCGUCUGCCACUAUCUCCAUUGUGAAACCAGCCGCGCUCAACUAUGCCAUCAUUUGCGGCUCUUUUCGGGACGAAAAGACCGCGCACCAGUGGAUUAUGCCCUCCCCCCCGCUAGUCUUUAUUCACCACCUGCCCCCCCGGUAUGCCCUGCCCCCUUUCUCAUUAUCAGCCCCCUAUCCCCAAUCCCAUGCUGCCUUUUUUGAAGCUUUGGUUUGUCCCCCGGGGAUUAAUCUUGUCGUUGCGUCUAUGCCAUUCCUUUUAUUGAAGAUGGUUGGGGAGGGGGGGGGGGGGGGUCUGUGCAGAGGAAUAACGACAUUCGGUUCAGGUGUGCGUUUCCAUGCCUCGUUAGAGUAAAUCAGAAGUUGGGGAGGAGGGUAAUUAGGCUCGGCUUGGAUAAAAAUGAUGAAUAAUGUCUUGGAACAAAGGACUGGAGUGUUUGUGUGCUGCUCGACGGUGGUCAAAUAAAAGAUGCCGCCGGCCUUUUUACUGCAACACUAAAUUCCGAAAAGGCCCUGAAAUAUGACCGCAUGAAUGAAGGAAGCAUUCCCGCUUAUGUUUUGCGUCGAAAUGGAACCUCUUUGCAUGCGUCUUUAUUGCUAUCCGCCUUUAAUGUAUUCAUUUGUGAACUGACACGUUGGGAGACUUAGAUUGGGAUUUUCCAGGAUUAUCUUGAGGAUAUGUGGAUUACCUCUUCAUGUUUGAUUUUGUUUAUUUUAUGCAUUAUAGCACGGGUGUGGAACUCAGGUCCCGGAGGGCCGCUGUCCUUCCUGCAAGUUUUCCCUCGUCUCCCCGUUGCAACAUACCUGAUUCAAAUGAUCAGAUCACGACACUCAACCUGUUCAUUUGAAUCGGGUGUGUCGCAACAGGGAAACUUGGAAAACAUGCCGGACAGCCGCCCUCCGCGACCAGAGUUUCACACCGAUGCAUUAUAGUAUGUAAAGGGGAGGAUUGAGGCGGUGUCUUUGCUAAUUCAAAUAAAGGUUGUCAUACUGCUA